This is a messenger RNA of Micromonas pusilla CCMP1545, 3778 nucleotides long. RefSeq lists its product as uncharacterized. Gene Ontology annotation, molecular function: ribonucleoside binding; DNA binding. The coding region runs from base 14 to 3610 and encodes 1198 amino acids. The transcript is spliced from 2 exons. The record is from RefSeq and is a predicted model, not a curated record. NCBI's taxonomy places the organism in Eukaryota, Viridiplantae, Chlorophyta, Mamiellophyceae, Mamiellales, Mamiellaceae. Gene Ontology annotation, biological process: DNA-templated transcription. Gene Ontology annotation, cellular component: nucleus; RNA polymerase I complex.
UUGACACUGGCACAUGCAUGUCUCUCAAGACGAUUUCAUCAGGGGUAGCCCUGAACGCGAUGCUUUGAGAAGCAUCGUAUCUAACCAUGUGGCCUCUUUCAACUAUUUUGUUGAGCACGGGCUCGCAGAAGUGAUAAAAAGGAUGGCCUCUGUCAGCGUUCAGGCCCCUGGCACGAGUGCCCAGUCUUCACGUAUCAGGUUAUGGUUUUCCGGCGUGUCGAUGAAGACUCCGGUGAGAGAGCGUGAUGGAUUAUCUCUCGCGCGCGACCCUCGAGUCUUUCCGCGCGAGUGUCGCGAAGCAGGAAGCACCUACAAAGCCCCGAUGACCGCAAAUAUUUGCUGGUCCGUGGGUGAGGCUGGCGAGGUGUACCACCACGAGCUACAGCUCUGUCAGUUUCCAGUUAUGGUCAGCUCGACCCGUUGUCAUCUAGCAAGUGCAUCUCGUGCUGAGCUCAUUAAUCGAGGUGAAGAGGGGCGUGAAAUCGGUGGCUACUUCAUACUAAAUGGCAACGAACGCAUGAUCAGGCUUCUCAUACAACAGCGCAGACACUAUAUAAUUCGUAUACAUGACUCUGUGUGUUGGAUUUCUUUGAUAAAUGAAAUAACAUUUUAUUUUUAUUUUUUUUUUGAAUGUCCUUGCUCGUUGGGCUUGAAGCGCGCUGCUUUCACAUCUCGUGGUUACCUGUAUACUCCAUUUGCAACAGCAAUCCGCUGUGUUUCACCUGAUGAACACUCCUGCACUGUUCGUCUUCAUUAUCUUACGGGCGGAUCUGCAAGGCUUGCAUUUAUUCACCGACGACAAGAGUAUUUUCUUCCCCUUGGACUAGUAUUUAUAGCUCUUUGUGAAGUUUCAGACAAGGAAUUGCAAGAUGUGGUUUGUAGUGGGGUUCCCGGUCCAGGGGCACAUGUGUUUGCAAGUGAGAGAGUAGCCAUGGUUUUAGAGGAAAUCCAUACACUGGGAAUUCAAACCAGAAGUCAGGCGCUAUCAUAUCUUGGCAUCUGUUUUCGCGAAAGGCUCAAUGCUGACUCAUGGGAGACUAAUAUUGACAUUGGUAAAAGAAUCAUUCGAGAUCAUGUCUUCAUUCACCUAGCAACUUGCUCAGAUAAAUUUAACCUUCUCGUUCUCAUGCUUCAGAAGCUCUACGCUCUCGUGACAGGACAGUGCUCACAAGACAAUCCAGAUUCUCUCAUGCACCAUGAAGUUUUACUGCCAGGAAUUCUUCUACAGAUGUUUAUGCGAGAGCAACUUUCAGAAGCACUGAUAAAGGUGAAGGACACAAUUUUGCGGGAGUUUGAAGGGCAGCCACAAACAAUGGAUUUGAAUGACAGGGAGCGGAUCCUAAGUCUUGUAGUAGGUUCGAUAGGAAGAAUUGAUUUGGGUAGGAUGGCUGAAUACUUCCUUGCGACUGGAAAUCUGGUCAGUAAGACAGGUUUAGGGUUAAGCCAGACAUCUGGAUUUACUAUAGUUGCUGACAAGUUAAAUUACGUGCGGUAUCUUUCUCAUUUCCGCUCAAUUCAUCGCGGUGCUUAUUAUGCAGAGCUACGUACGACUACGGUGCGCAAACUUUUGCCAGAUUCAUGGGGUUUUUUAUGCCCUGUACACACCCCUGACGGCAGCCCGUGCGGAUUGCUAAACCAUUUGACAGCUUCUUGUUUUGUCCACAUAAGUGACGGUCAGAAUCGUGGACUAGAGAUGGCUGCAAUAUUCAGGAUUCUGUCAUCAGUUGGCGUGUUGAUUACCACAGGGCGACUUCGUAGCACCAGCGCUCCUCACGUGUUAAUUCCUGUCACUCUCGACGGCGUGAUGGUUGGGUUCAUGCGUGCAGCAGACAGUGCGAAGGUUGUUGCCACACUUCGCUCUGCGAAAGUCUCCGAACCUCCAAAGGUUCCACCCUCACUUGAGGUCGUGUAUAUACCGACUCUAGUUAACAGAAGCGGAGGGGCUUUUCCUGGCCUGUACCUUUUCACGUCAUCUUCACGAUUGAUGCGUCCAGUGAGACAACUAGCCAGUGGUUUCAUCGAAAAUAUUAGCUCCCUGGAGCAGGCUUUCAUGUCAAUAAAGUGUCCUGAUGGAAGCUCGGGUGGAAGUGAAGAGCUUGUCUUCACACACGAAGAAUCCAAUGCAAAGGCCAUGUUAUCAGUCAUUGCUAGCUGCACGCCCUGGUCUGACUACAAUCAGUCACCACGCAACAUGUAUCAGUGUCAAAUGGCGAAACAAACUAUGGGGCUCCCAUUGCAUGCUUUUUGUUAUCGCCCAGAUACAAAGCUUUACCGGCUUCAAAGUCCACAAAGACCAAUAGCAGUGACAGAAUCUUAUGAUGAAUAUUCAAUCGACGAAUAUCCUCUUGGGACAAACGCGGUCAUCGCCGUACUUGCGUACACUGGAUACGAUAUGGAAGAUGCUAUGAUCGUGAGCAAAGGGUCAAUGGAACGUGGCUUCUCGCAUGCAACGCUAUACAAAACAGAGACGUUGUCUUUGGUAACUGGGUCAGGUAAAGUAUUCGGUCAUUUUGAUUUGAGAAGCCAUUCGCUAGAAGGCACGUUGAAUAUCGACGGAAGUCCUUCAGUUGGCUCCAUAAUUGAACCUGGCAGUGCUCUUGCCAGUGUGGUAGAUCGUAUAACUGGCCAAACGCAUGUGCACAAGGCAAAAGGCACUGACCAGGCUAUCGUUGACAGGGUCUCGGUUAUACAGACAUCACUGUCUCGUGGUAUAAGAAGUACAAAGAUGGCACUGAGCCUUCGCUAUAAUCGCAACCCCAUCAUUGGGGACAAAUUUAGCUCAAGACAUGGCCAAAAAGGUGUCUUGUCUUUUCUCUGGCCAGAAGAAUCUCUUCCAUAUGUCGAAAGAACCGGCAUCCGACCUGAUAUCAUCAUUAACCCUCACGCAUUUCCUUCUCGAAUGACAAUUGGUAUGCUAGUUGAGAGCAUGGCAUCCAAAUCUGGUGCCCUUGAUGGUGCUUGCAUUAACGCAAGCCCAUUUAAAGCAGCCCAAAAAGAGAAAACGUAUUCUCCUCCAGCUGCUGAGUAUGGUGAGACACUCCGAAAACACGGAUAUGACUACUGUGGAAGCGAGACCAUGGUAAAUGGGCUCACGGGAGAAGCUUUCGGAGUAGAUAUCUACAUUGGUUUGGUUUAUUACCAAAGGCUACGCCACAUGGUUAGCGACAAGUUCCAGGUUCGCUCUGUUGGACCAAAUAAUUCUUUGACACAACAGCCCACUAAAGGAAGAAAAUCUGGUGGGGGUAUCCGCUUCGGUGAAAUGGAACGCGACGCACUUCUCGCGCACGGAGCUGCUUACCUGAUACACGACCGUUUGCAUGCAUGUUCUGAUCGAUUCGUUACUCAUGUCUGUUCCAACUGUGGAAGCAUACUUGCCCCCUCACUGAAGCUCAGUGUGGCAGGUAUGGGUUCAGGUAGUGCGUUGGGUUGUUCAGCAGGGAAAACUCUUCACACCUCCUGUGAUGGGGAGUCUGAAGGGAUCACUUGCAGAGUGUGCAAUAGACGAACUAAAAUUGAUAAGGUGGAGCUCCCCUUCGUAUUCAAAUAUUUAGCUUCAGAGCUGGCGGCGAUGAACAUUAGGAUAGGCAUUGGUAUUCAAUGCGGGGCUUGAAAAUGAGGGCAAGCUAAACCAACUUUCUCAACAGCAUUUCACAUUUUCGGGUUUUUCGAUAUUGACAACUGCGUAAUACGCAUAGAUUGUUGCGAAUCGGCAGAUGCGAUUAUUACUUAUAGUCGCAGAAACAUCUUGUAUGUAGAAAUUAAAAUACUUCACAGAAAA